UAAAAACGGACACGCACGAGCUGUGUUCUUCACUGUCAGCUGGAAGAGGAAAAAACAUUUUGCACGUCAAAAUCUGCUUCGUGGCCGCUGUUUACAGGAUCCUGCAUUUUGUUUGAUCCAACAACAACAACAAAAAACAUGUGGACGAUCCCGAAGCCAAGAUACAGAAGGUGCGAGGAAGAUGAGCCUGAGAUCACUGUGAAUAUCGGCGGGGUUCGAGUGGUGCUUUUUGGGGAUGUUCUGAAUCGUUACCCGGAGAGCAGACUGGCCGAGUUAGUGAACUGCUCAUCAGCUCACAAUGAUGAAUUUAUUUCGUCUCUUUGUGACGACUUUGACCCCGGCAGAAAGGAGUUUUACUUCGACCGAGAUCCAGAUGCCUUCAAGUGCAUCAUGGAUGUUUAUUACUUUGAUGAAAUCCAUAUUAAACGUGGUAUUUGCCCCAUAUGCUUCAUCAAGGAGAUGGAGUUCUGGAGAAUAGACCAGAGUGUUUUAGAUGACUGCUGUAAAAGUUACCUGAGUGAGAAGGAGGGGGAGCUGAAGGAGAUCGCUAGCAAAGUGAAGGUAAUUUUGGAGGACAUGGAGGUGAAUCAGAACGCUACGAACAUCCAGCAAUGUCAGAGGUUCUUAUGGAGGCUGAUGGAGAAGCCUGGUUCCUCUUUCCCGGCUCGCGUAAUCGCCAUCGCUUCCUUCCUCUCCAUCCUGGUCUCAGCGGUGGUGAUGUGUGUAGGAACCAUCCCAGACUUGCAGGUGGCGGACGCCGAAGGGAAGCUGGUGGAACACCCAACUUUGGAGGCUAUCGAAACCGCCUGCAUGCUGUGGUUCACCGCAGAGUACUUGCUGCGCCUCGCCUCCUCGCCCAAUAAGUUACACUUUGCGCUCUCCUUCAUGAACGUCGUAGACUUCAUGGCAAUCAUUCCUUUUUACGUGGUCCUAAGUCUGACCUACCUCGGCACCACCUCCAUGAUGGAGCUGGCCAAUGUUCAGCAGGCAGUGCAAGCGCUGCGCAUCAUGCGCAUAGCGCGCAUCUUCAAGUUGGCACGCCACUCGUCAGGACUCCAGACGCUCACCUACGCGCUCAAGAGGAGCCUGAAAGAGCUGGGGCUGCUCCUCAUGUACAUGGGCGUAGGGAUUUUUGUCUUCUCUGCUAUGGGCUACACUAUGGAGCAAAGUCACCCUGAGACUCUCUUCAGGAGCAUUCCACAAUCCUUCUGGUGGGCCAUCAUCACCAUGACCACCGUGGGAUAUGGAGAUAUCUACCCCAAAACCACACUGGGCAAGUGCAACGCCGCCGUGAGCUUCUUGUGUGGAGUCAUAGCCAUCGCCUUACCCAUACACCCCAUCAUUAAUAACUUCGUGGUGUUCUACAACAAGCAGAAGGUGCUGGAGACUGCAGCAAAGCAUGAAGUGGAGCUCAUGGAGCUUAAGUCUGUUGGAGACCACCGCAGAAAGGACAGCGAUAACGAUGAUGCAUAGACACAUGGACCAGCCAGUUUGUACAACUCAAAGAGUGUGUACAAUGUGCUGUAUCAUGCAGAACACCCUGCACAUAUUCGAAUAACUAGACUUGCAUGCUCGUAGACAAGCACAAUGCAUCCCACCUGCCAUCCUCAUUUCUUUAUAAGACUGUAUGUACCAUACAAGUUGUUGAGCUAAACAGUCACCAUUAAUAUGAAACACUUAACUUUUGACACUUCUAUGAAGAAAGAACAAAAUAAUAAUUUUCUUAUCAAAAUUCAAAUAAAACUGUGACAUUUGCUCAGCCGACCGACCAUGAAUCCAUGAACAAUACAGCCGUCCUUUGUUUAUCACGGUUAAUUGGUUCCAGACCUGACCGUGAUAAGUGAAUUUCAGAAGUAGGAGUCAAUAUUAAUAAAUGGAAUAUUUUGGUAGUUACAGCAUAGAAAACCUGUUUGACUUUCUAAAUAUGAUUGUUACCAUUAUUAGAGCCCUAUGGACACGAACUAACACCCCUAAAGUCACCUUUACACUCAUAUUAUUGGUUGUUUACACCACAUUGCUCAACUGUAAUGAGCAGGCUACGGGAUCACUGCAGGGACAAAAGAGACAGCUGGAGCUUUAAACACAGCAUGCUACCGAGCAAACUAGUUAACCUCCAGUUUAUUUAUUCUAAACUUAAAAAAGGAUUUCAAAUGGAGUGGGGAAGAAGGACAAAGUAAGUAGCCAAAAACCUACCACUUCCACACGGAAUGGGAGGAUAACUUCUUUUCACACUAUCACGUCGGACAUGCCAUGGCUGACUACAUGCAGUGUGAAGGUAAUCUAAUCAAUGGCAUGUCUCAUCAAUGGAACAUUAUGACUCCUGACUCCUAGUGGGCAGAAUAGUACAUAUAACUUGACUUUCAAUUGUUUUUGACUCAUAAUAUUCCAUAGUCAACCACAGAACAGCAUUUAUUUAUUCAUUUUUGAAAAACUGUGAUGGAGUGGGGGAGCGAUGUUCGAACCACAGUGUAGCGAGGGACGACUGCUAUACUAACUGUUAUGUUUGUAUUGCAGUAGCAGGACAUGCUCAUCUGGACGCCCCGUGGACUGGCUGACAUCACCAUAAGCAGUUGUUGACAUACUGUAGCUGAAAUCCAAACUGAAUGUAACCAUUGCUUGCUCGUUUACUUGUAGCUGUUGCCACAGCCAGGGUGAUAAUACAAGUCUAGUUUGUUCUGUUUUCAUAUGAUGUUGUAGCGACAACAGUGUUGUGUAUGGUUCUGAGCUGCGAUUCAGGGUUUGGGCUAUAGGGGGCAGGGGCGUUUUCCUGCUAAUUUAAGCCAAACCAAGAGAAAAGAAGAGCUGCCAAGCGUGUUGUCCGCAUUGAAGUGUGGUGUGCGUCUUGCUGUAAGGUAUACAGUGCUACACAUUCUAAAAAAAAUAACACAUGUGUACAGAAUCCAGGUUAAAACAGCCAUGCUUUUAUUUUGAAGCUUAUUUUGCACUGAAAUGUAUUAAAAAUGUAUAUAACAAUAUUACAGUAUUUUCUGGACUAUAAGUCACAUUUUUGUCAUAGUUUGGCUGCUCCUGCGACUUAUGGUCAGAUGCGACUUAUAUAUCAAAAUACAUACAAAACCUGUUUUUACAGUAAAUGCUAAUCCAUGCUGACUGCCAUGAACCAAGGAGUGAACAUUACCGUCGACAACUGCGACAGGCUGCUCAAGGCUAGCGACACCGAGGAUGAAGAAUUCAGUGAUGUGGAAUGAGAUUGGGAGUUUGGUGAAAUUGAGUACCGGUAACUUGCUUGUUGGACUCACGAGCUUGUUAUGUUAAUUUAGCCUAUUCAGCCUCCCAGGUAUGUUCUUAGUGUAGCUGAUAGCUGUUAAUGUGUUACGUUAACAUACCAAACACCAAUUCAGCCUGUUGUCCUGUGUGCUAUUGUGUAUUUCAAUAACUUGCCUUUCCAGAUUAAAUGUCUGUUGUUGGUCAUGAAUUUUGUGAAAUAAACUUCUAA
Molecule: messenger RNA, 3454 nt
Organism: Dunckerocampus dactyliophorus (ringed pipefish)
Lineage: Eukaryota; Metazoa; Chordata; Actinopteri; Syngnathiformes; Syngnathidae
Gene: kcnf1b
Product: potassium voltage-gated channel, subfamily F, member 1b
Exons: 1
Coding region: 139-1473 (444 amino acids)
Biological process (GO): protein homooligomerization; potassium ion transmembrane transport
Cellular component (GO): membrane; voltage-gated potassium channel complex
Molecular function (GO): voltage-gated potassium channel activity; protein binding
Source: RefSeq, a predicted model, not a curated record